This is a messenger RNA of Arachis duranensis, 1308 nucleotides long. RefSeq lists its product as uncharacterized. Bases 1 to 1308 code for a protein of 435 amino acids. The record is from RefSeq and is a predicted model, not a curated record. The transcript is spliced from 5 exons. NCBI's taxonomy places the organism in Eukaryota, Viridiplantae, Streptophyta, Magnoliopsida, Fabales, Fabaceae.
AUGGCCAAUAACAACAACAGCUGUGUAAGUACGUUGUCGGAGUUGAAGAGUUUGAUACUGAAUAACCUCGGUGAUAUAGAAGCGAGGGAGGUCAGAAAGGUGGGGUAUAGGUUGCUAGCACCCAUGGGUAAUGGAGUUUUCCGGUUUCGACUCUUUCACCUUCUAGGGAACGAGCAUGUUCGACUCAUGUUUGACAUCCCUAGGAGGAUCAUGGCAGAACAGGUGAUGGAGCUUUCCGCCGAGGUUGGAGAUAUUGGUCGUGUUGAUAAGGCGGAUGCGGGCGACAAGGAGUCAGACGAAGAAUACGCGGCGGAUAGUGCCGAUAGUGAUUCUUUCGAAGAGGGCGAUGAUGAGGAGUUUGUACCCAAGAUGCCCACCCCGAAUGUGGCGCGUCAUGUCUUGCCUCCACCUUACCCAAUUCCGGCGCUAUCGACAAUGCCAAAUCGUUAUCAUAGUCUGGAUCUGGACACCAUGCAUGAGAGGACUCUGUUUUCUGACACGGGAGAAGAGGAUUACAAUCUGGAUGGUGGGGGUAGAGUUUCGGGUCGACCACAUAUUCAAAUGCCGAGACGCAGGGCUCUAGGGUAUGAAGAAUUACAGUAUUUGCAGGAGUACAGAUGCCGGCAAGCUACAAAUGGGUGUCCAUGGAGCCUCCAUAUGGCCCUUAGGCAGAACCUCGGAUAUUGGGAGGUUCGGAGGAUUGGUGGUGCGCACAGUUCUUUAGCACCCACCAUGUCUCAAGACCAUCGUCAGUUAGACAGCAGUCUCAUAUGCAGGGUCAUAUUACCGUUGAUACAGUCCAAUCCUUCCGUGAGCAUUCCGGUUUUGCAAGGUGCGGUCCGGGCAAGCUAUCACUUCAAACCUUCCUACAGAAAAGUGUGGAUGGCGAAGCAGAAGGCAAUUGUACAGAUCUACGGAGAUUGGGAGGAGUCAUUCAACAAGGUGCCAAAGCUGCUUCAAGCAAUGCAGAGCUAUUUUUCUGGAACCAUUUGUGACCUACGGGGCGGAUCGUACUAUGAUAGACACCUUCUGGUCCGCAACUGUAGCAUAUUCGACAAAGUAUUUUGGACUUUUCCGUCAUGUGUCGAGGCAUUCAAGCAUUGCAAGCCAUUUGUUUACGUCGACGACACACAUCUGUAUGGGAGAUACGGUGGAGUGUUGCUUAUUGCGAUAUCACAAGACGGCAAUAGCAACAUCCUGCCUAUUGCUUUUACCAUUGUCGAAUCCGAGAGCACGGAGUCAUGGUCGUUCUUCCUUACUAAUCUCAGACGUCAUGUAACCCCACAUGAUGGGCUGCUAGUUUAUUGA